This is a messenger RNA of Miscanthus lutarioriparius, 294 nucleotides long. Lineage: Eukaryota; Viridiplantae; Streptophyta; Magnoliopsida; Poales; Poaceae. The record is from the annotation of a GenBank genome assembly.
AUGCGGAUGAAGAGGACCCAGUGGCAAGAGGUGGUUGAUGUCAACCUCACAGGCGUCUACCUCUGCGCGCAGGCUGCAGCCACCGUGAUGAUGAAGAGGAAGAAGGGAAGGAUCAUCAACAUCGCAUCAGUUUCCGGGAUCAUCGGCAAUGUCGGGCAGGCCAACUACUGCGCCGCCAAGGCUGGGGUCAUCGGCCUCACCAAGGCCAUGGCCAGGGAGUACGGCAGCAGAAACAUCAAUGCAAGUAUUUCCUAUAUAUAUAGUGUAUCCGUGCUUCUGCCGCACCAUACCUGA